This is a messenger RNA of Pseudocercospora fijiensis CIRAD86, 1017 nucleotides long. RefSeq lists its product as uncharacterized. Lineage: Eukaryota; Fungi; Ascomycota; Dothideomycetes; Mycosphaerellales; Mycosphaerellaceae. The record is from RefSeq and is a predicted model, not a curated record. The transcript has a single exon. The annotation marks the transcript as partial.
CAUCGGCGGAAAGGACCCUUCGCGAGUGUCAUGAAGCGGCUUGGCUUGGGAAAGAACAACCAGCAGGAGAAGCAGGACAAGAACAGUAAAAAGGCCCACGGCAGCUCACAGAAGCACAAGAAAAACAACACUUGCGCGGGGAAAAACAACCCAUAUCCACUGUCCGGCCAUCUGCGACAGCCUCAGCACGACAGCCAGCCCUCAUUUGGUGCGUCAGCGCGCGAGCCAUAUGAGAACAACUCGUCGUACGCCUCCUUGCCAACAGCCUCUGUGCACGAUCGUGAGCGCCACAGUCACAGCAACAAGAGCGGAGCGCCUACUCUGGCAACAAAUCCCGAGACCGUGCACAGCGAUGCCGGCCAUAGUCGAGCUGUCACCACAUCAACUGGCGCGGGCGCCCUCAGUAGCAUCGAUGGUGCCGGAGCCAACAGCACAUUCAGCUCGCCCAAUCACAGCGACCAUUCCUUGGCCACCACUCUGACCACCAUUCAAUCAAUGUCCAAUGGCCCCAACCCUGCGAAUGGCGUGUCUGGUCAGCAUCACAAUCAGCAGAGUCAGCCCAAUGGCACCAUGUUCAGCCAUCAGUACCCAGUCUCUCCAGCACCUUCGGCAAUGACUGCCUCGGCUAUUCCGCGUCAUCUCCAUAACGAUACCAAUGCGCCAGUCACAUACAACUCGGCGACCGCCAACAACCUGUUGACCGAUAAUGCGAGUAUCCUCACCCUCGCCUCUUCGUCCAAGCGGCGCAGAAGAAGCAUGGACACAGACGCUUCUGUCCGAGCCAUUGCACCUGGCUCGCUCUUCGGAGGCAGUCGCGAGUCUCUGCCAUUGAGCGUACUUAGCGGAGGCGUUGAUGGCACUCGCCAGUCCAUCGGUGGCAUGCCGGGAACCGCGUCUGCUGAACGUGCCAGUGUCUACUCUUCCUCUGGCCUUGCUCGCGAGAUUGCAGGCCCUGCUCUGGCCUCCGAGCGCAACUCGUCCUACUCAAAAGCUGCCGAUGCCAAAUCUCUGCGCUCU